Molecule: messenger RNA, 1585 nt
Organism: Lutzomyia longipalpis
Lineage: Eukaryota; Metazoa; Arthropoda; Insecta; Diptera; Psychodidae
Product: histidine-rich glycoprotein-like
Exons: 2
Coding region: 97-1518 (473 amino acids)
Source: RefSeq, a predicted model, not a curated record
UCGCAGUGUGUCUUAACAGUCCUAGGAAACAACACCUGGGAGGUUGAGAGAAUUUGAAGAUCAAGAGAAAGAGCCCCAAAAAGGAAAUUAACAACCAUGAAGUGCACGAUCGCUAUUCUGUUGCUGGGAGUGGCUGUGGCUCAGGCUCACUACGUCCCAACCAAGCAUCAUGGCCACCAUCACGCCACAAAUGAGCUGGAUCAGGGUGAAGACUACUUGUGGGAUGAUUCUCACGCCGAGGCGCCACGCAAGUGGACUGGACCUAUCCACGUGCCUGUGAUCAAGAAUGGAGUCCCAACUGAGACACCCGAAGUGCGCCACGCUAAGGCUCAUCUUGAGCACAAGCUGGCCGAAGCCAAGAGCCAUGCUGACUACCAUUCCGAGGAGGAUUGCGACGAAGAAGAGAAGAAGUCUCAUCACGCUGUCGCUCAUCAUGCUCAUCACGUUGCUGAACAUCAUGCUCAUCACCAGCAAAAGUGGACCGGACCCGUUCAUGUGCCCGUAAUUGAGCACGGAGUCCCAACUGAGACACCUGAAGUUCGCCACGCCAAGGCUGCCAUCGCCCACAAGCUGGCCGAAGCUAAGAAGCACUCUGGACAUCACGAGAACAAGUGGCAGCAUCACGAAGAACACGAACAUCAUCACUACGAACCUCAUCACCAGCAAAAGUGGACCGGACCCGUUCAUGUGCCCGUGAUUGAGCACGGUGUCCCAACUGAGACCCCUGAAGUUCGCCACGCCAAGGCUGCCAUCGCCCACAAGCUGGCCGAAGCUAAGAAGCACUCUGGACAUCACGAUGAGUAUGAACAUCAUCACUACGAACCUCAUCACCAGCAAAAGUGGACCGGACCCGUUCAUGUGCCCGUGAUUGAGCACGGAGUCCCAACUGAGACCCCUGAAGUUCGUCAGGCCAAGGCUGCCAUCGCUCACAAGCUGGCUGAAGCUAAGAAGCAUUCUGGACAUCACGAGAACAAGUGGCAGCAUCACGAAGAACACGAACAUCAUCACUACGAACCUCAUCACCAGCAAAAGUGGACUGGACCCGUUCAUGUGCCCGUGAUUGAGCACGGAGUCCCAACUGAGACCCCUGAAGUUCGCCACGCCAAGGCUGCCAUCGCCCACAAGCUGGCCGAAGCCAAGCAACAUCCUGAAUACGAAUCUCACGAAGAAGAGGACAAGUGGGCCCAUCACGGCAAUCACCAUCAGCAGCAACAUCAUGUGGCUCAGUGGGCUGCCCCAGCUCAUCACGAGCACGCUUCCCAUCACGGUGAGCACCGCUGGACUGGUCCAGUUCAUGUGCCAGUGAUCAAGCACGGUGUACCCACUGAGACGCCUGAGGUGCAGCACGCCAAGGCUCUUCUGCACGCCAAGCACGCCGAGGCCAAGGCCCAUCCCGAAUACAAGGAGAAGGAUUGUGACGACGAAGAGGCUCAUCACGCUGCCGGAUUUGCUGAGGCCGUUCAUGGAGAUCAUCAGACGCGUCACUGGUCUCACGGAGCUCACAAAUUCCACUUCUAAGCACGCAAAGGGAUCCCUUCUGCGGAUUGUUUGAAUAUUGAAAAUAAAUGAGAUUCUGAAGCAUUAA